AUGCCGUUGAGUUUACAAACACCAUUGGCGGGUUGCUCCAAUCUACGUGUUGUUACGGAUACUAUUCCUGAGCAUCUUCUAUUUGUCUAUGAAUACUUCACGGGGGACUUAUUUGAUCUGGUGGGAGAAGAGGGUGUUUCACUGGCGGCAAAGAAAACAAUCUUGCGGGAUGGUUUUACUGGACUGGCAGCCUUGCAUGAAAAUCGCAUUUUAAAUGGUGACAUCAAACCUAACAACAUCUUUGUCGAUUAUGAGAUCUCUGACGGUGUUGUCCAUGUGAAAAGAACCCAGAUUGGGGACCUUGAGAUGGGCUCUGAUUUACCACCUGGAUUGAAUGUACGUGGUGCCCUGUUGGGUAACCCAAUGUGGCGCAGCCCUGAAUCCCGUGCUGCUGCUCGUAUCAAUCUUCCCUCUGAUGUCUUCUCUUAUGGACUUGUUUGCAUUUUCACUGUAUUGCGCCAGAUCAUUUUUCGGAUUGACAAAGAAGGGUUAAGUGGAGCUGAGAGGGAAAGAAUUAUAGUGAAACGUCUGCUUUCAUAUUUUGGUGAUGGCCCAGGGCUAGUUGGCUUUUUGGGAUAUCUGGAUGACGAGUCUGCUCGGUGGCGCGACCUUGUAUUGGCUGUGGCAGAGGAGUUCAAUCCUGAUGAUGCGAGGCAACCCUUUGCCAUGUGGAAUGAUGUGGAUGAACUCUUUCGGGACCUUAUUGUCAAGAUGACGAACCUCGAUCCCACACAGAGAAUUACAGCCAAAGAAGCUCUGCAACAUCCUUGGUUCCAAGAUGUUUGA
Uncinocarpus reesii 1704 is the source of this 786-nucleotide messenger RNA. RefSeq lists its product as uncharacterized. The transcript has 4 exons. The record is from RefSeq and is a predicted model, not a curated record. Bases 1 to 786 code for a protein of 261 amino acids. Lineage: Eukaryota; Fungi; Ascomycota; Eurotiomycetes; Onygenales; Onygenaceae. Gene Ontology annotation, biological process: protein phosphorylation. Gene Ontology annotation, molecular function: ATP binding; protein kinase activity.